UCGCCUCAGAAGCCUCCAUAUUGUGAGACGGUAUUUUGUUUCUCCUGGAGGAGAAAAGAGGAGAAAAUAAGAAAAAAGCAGCGGAGUCGAGACGAUAGCGAGGCGCUGUCACAAGUAUCUCCGAGCCUCUCCACCGGCGGGGGGUCGUGGGGCUGUAUCCCCCCCAGUAGAGGACCGAGGAGGCCCAGGCCUCGGUGCGGCCAGAGCUCCGGGUCCGCGGCAGGGCUUCCCCCGCUCGGCUUCUCUUCCUGCUGGAGACCCGCUGGCCCGGGGAGCGGCGGCGGUAGGAGACGAUGAUGAUGCUGGAGGAGUGCUGUGUCCAGCGGUGACCCCUAGCUGACCGCACCGGCCCCGCCCCUGGAGCGAGCGGUCCUGCCCUGCCUCUAGACGAAUGGCCCAGGGAAGCCAGCAGAUAGACACUCAGGUUUUACACGAGCUGCGGCAGAAGUACCCGGAGGUCCCCGAGGGCGUGGUGUCCCAGUGCGCCCUGCAGAACAACAACAACGUGGACGCCUGCUGCGCCUACCUGUCCCAGGUGAGCCCCGCCUACCUGUACAGCGAGGAGACCGAGAGCCUAUCGGACGCCAGCAUCUCCGGGCUCCGGAAGCACAUGACCAAGCUGAGCCUGGGUCUGACCACCCCGGCUCCCAGCGCCGCCCCCCCGGGGCCCAGGAUGAACGGCAGCAGGACGCUGGCCCACAGCCUGGGGGACGGGCCCCUGCAGACCCCCGCCGCCCCCGCCCCCGACUUCUACCAGCAGGGGGCGCAGGGGCCCCCCCGCCCGGCGGCGUGCGGCUCGAUGGACGCCCCCCAGCGCAAGCCCCAGCCCCCGCAGCACCUGGGGCUGUACCCGGCCAAGGGGCCCCAGGGCGGCGCGCCCCCCCAGGGCGGCCCGCCCCCCCGCUUCAACCCCAUCACCGUCACCCUGGCCCCCAAGACGGGCCGCAACACCCCCACCUCGCUGCACAUCCACGGGGGGCCGCAGGCGGGCAUGGGCAGCCCCCAGGGCAACGCCAUCUACAUCCGGCCCUACGUCAGCCAGACGGGGGUCCACCGGGGCCCCCAGCCCGGCCCGGCCCGCGCCCAGUACAGCCCCACCUCCCAGCCCCCCCAGAUGUACCAGAUCAACCCCCACCCGCCCUGCCCGGCGGGGGCGUGGCCCGGCCUCCCCCACGCCUCCUCCUCGCAUACCUCGCAGCACCAGGGCCCCCACCAGGGCCCCCACCAGGGCCCCCACCAGGGCCCCCACCAGACCUCCCACGUCUACAUGCCCAUCAGCUCCCCCACCACCCCCCAGGCGCCCUCCUCCCUCCUGCAGGCCCCCGCCGGCCCCCAGCCGCCCCCCUCCUUCAGCCAGUACAACAUCCAGAACAUCUCCACCGGCCCCCGCAAGAACCAGAUCGAGAUCAAGCUGGAGUCGCCCCAGCGGAGCUCCAGCAGCGCCCUGCUGCGGCCCUCCGGGGGCCCGCGCUCCGGGGGCCCGCGCUCCAGCGCCUCCUCCAACUCCUGCCCGGCCUCGUCCUCGUCCUCGGGCCCCUCCCACAGCGCGCCGCUGGCCGUCGGGGGGCUGAGCCGCAGCCAGCCCACCGUCUACAUCUCGGCCAGCCCCCCCGCCGCGCACCACCCGCCCUCCGCCCUCGGCGCCCCCCCCCGCGGCGCCCCCAAGUUCUACAUCUCGGCCGGCGCGGAGGACGGCGGCGGCGGCCGCAACCCGCCCACGGUCUACAUCUCGGCCAACGCCCCCAUGCAGGGCUCGGGGUCGGGGGCGCGGGCCAUGGGGGGCGGGCUCAGCAUGGGCCCCGCCUACAUCCACCACCACCCGCCCAAGUCCCGCGUCGGGCACGCGGGGGGGGCGGCGGGCGGCGGGCUGGGGGCCUCGUCCCCCCGGGUGGUGGUCACCCAGCCCAACACCAAGUACACUUUCAAGAUCACGGUGUCGCCCAACAAGCCCCCCGCGGUCUCCCCCGGCGUGGUGUCCCCCACCUUCGAGACGGCCAACCUGCUGCCGCUCCCGGACCACCACUUCAGCGAGGCGGAGCCCCCGCCGGCGCUGGACCCCCAGGGCCGGGACCCCCAGGGCCGGGACCGGCCCAGCGAGCACCGCCGGCUCAGCGCCGGCUCGGACGACGCGGCCUACACACAAGCCCUGCUGGUGCACCAGAAGGCCCGUAUGGAGCGUCUGUGGAGGGAGCUGGAGGUGAAGAGGCAGCGGCUGGAGAAGCUGAAGGAGGAGGUGAACGACAUGGAGAACGACCUCACCAGGAGGCGGAACGAGAGGUCCAACUCCGCCUCGCAAACACCCUCCAACGAGGAGAUGAAACAGUUGAGGUGUAAAAACCGGAUCCUGCAGAUUGACAUCGACUGCCUCACCAAAGAGAUCGAUCUCCUGCAAACACGAGGACCACACUUUAACCCCAGUGCCAUCGACAACUUCUAUGACAACAUCGGGUUCCUGGGUCUCGUCCCGCCCAAACCCAAAGGUCCCGCGGCGCAGCAUCAGCACCAGCAGGAGCAGCAGGAGGAGGAGGAGGAGGAGGAGGAGGAGGGCAGCCACUGGAGCUGCACGGAGUGCACCUUCUUCAACCACCCUUUGCUGAACCGCUGUGAGGAGUGUGACUUCCGCAGACACUUCUAGCCCCGCCCCCCGCCCAAUCAGAGAGCCAGUAGACCACCCACAGGAGUGUGUGUGUGUGUGUGUGUGUCUGUGUGUGUGUGUGUCUGUGUGUGUGUGUGUCUGUCUGUCGUGUGUCGUGUGUGUGUGUGUGUGUGUGUGUGUGUGUCAGUCGUACCUCGCCCCCCCCCCUCCUGUUCGCUGGGACACAGGUGCACCAUGGGAUACUCCUACUGCUCCCCUUCAGUAUUAUGAACUUCACACGGCACCCCGCUGUGUACCCUCUGGGGUCCGGUCUACUCUAGACCUGGUCCCGGUCCGGUCUAGGUGGGGUCUAGACCCGGUCCCGGUCCGGUUCCGGUCCGGUCCCGGUCCGGUCUGCUCCGUCCGGUCCUCUGGGGGGGGCGCCGGCUCGGCCUACCCCUCGCCGGGCCGCCGCCUUCGCCGCUCACUUCCUGGUUACAGGGUUCUACAUGGUAACGCUCAAUCCUGGUUACGCUCACUUCCUGGUUACGGUGGUGUCCAUGGUUACGCGGGUCUCCAUGGUUACUGCAUGCUUUGUGUACAGUACUGUCCGGAGAGGAGAGGCCCCUCCACCUCCUUCCUGUAAGUAUAGCGUUAUAGACUUCCUCUUCCUGUCUCUUACUCUGACCGCCUCUCUAACGGACGGAACCCUCGUCGUCACGAAGCCACGCCCCCCUGGGCCCGCCCCCGGGUCCAGGGGUGUGGCCUCGGUCUUGUUUACCGAACAUCAAGCCAGCCCCCCCUCGCUCACCUCAGUUGACCUCAGUUGACCUCGGUGCGUUGUUGUGACAACUGGAAUAAAGGUUUGAAUCAAUAAAGGUUUGAGUCGCGACGGGACGACAUCGCCACACGGAAUCACUCUGACUUUGGGGGGGAGACGCCCGAUUGGCUGACCCCAUCGGGCGCCAUCGGCCUCCUCCGGACUUUACAAAACCGCCUUAGACCGUCUGAAUCGGUUUUUCAAAAUAAAAGCGUGGACGUUCGAAUAUUUGAAGUGUUCCUGCGGUCCGGGCGUCGACGUCACCUGACACUACGGACGCGCCGGGGCCGCCAUCUUUAUCAGGUCGCUUCCUCCUUCCUGUCUGCUUUCUUGGUGACGAUUUCAAACGUUUUCUUAUUGCCAAUCAGUUCCAGAAACUGUGUCAUGAUUAUUUUUGUGAAGUUUUCCCACAUUUUGUGAAAAAAAAAAAGCCGUGCAUUAGUGCCUGGGUCUUCGCUCUCACCAAUCAGUGCCUUAAAACAAAACCAACUGAAAUCGUACAAAGUGGGACUCCUGUUUCUAAGCAGGAGUUUGUUUUAUUACGUGGAAAAACAAAUUAUUUGGAUAUCUAAAGUGUUUUUUUUGAUUUUAGCUGGGAAAACUGUCUUUGUAACAGAUAAGUUAUUUGUAAAAAUAAUUAAAAAAAUCUAUUCUGGAAAAGUCUUCAAUGGUGUUGGAAGCCGAAGGCUCUGUCAGCCGCCAGAUGGCGCCACCUGCUUGGUUUGCUCUCUUGAACUCAUCGGAGAGGCACCUGCAGGACUUCAGUUAAUCUGCCGAGCUGUUCCAGAUCUGAUCUGCCGUUUUCAAUGGGUAAAAGAUGUAUCCUGGGGAAUAUUCCCAUGACGCAUUAGAUGUGUUAUGGGAUAUAUAUGAGAUAAUCGAGUCUACAGAUAGCUGCUUCCAGCAGCAUGCAGAGGGAAGCAAACGCUUUUUGAGUAAGUUAAGGAAUACAGUUAGCUUGGUUUGGUUAAGUUUAGGUAGAAAGUCAGCUAGGGUUUAGUUAAGUUGAGUGGUACAGUGAGCCAGGGUUUUGCUAAGUUAAGGUAAGUUUAUGUAGAACGUUAUGUAGGUUUGGUUAAGUUUAGGUAUACAGUUAGCUUGGUUUGGUUAAAUUUAGGUUUAAAGUUAGCUAGGGUUUAGUUAAGUUGAGUGGUACAGUGAGCCAGGGUUUUGCUAAGUUAAGGUAGAUGUUUAACAAGUGCUUGGUGAAGUGUAGGUAUACUGUCGGCUAGGGUUUGGUUAAGUUUAGGUAUACAAUUAGCUUGGUUUGGUUAAGUUUAGGUUUAAAGUUAGCAAGGUUAGGUGUGGUUAGGUUUAGCUUUAAUUAGCUAACUAGGUUACGUUUAGUUUAAGUUGUUUGGACAAAACUAUAAGCAAAGCACAUGAUCAGGUAUAAAAAGUUUUAUUCCACACAUUGUAAAACACGGUCUGAGAUAAAGGCACGGUGGUAUUCACAGCUAGGAGGAAGGAAACGUUCUCUUCGGAACCAUAAAUCUUAACAAAAUAAGUUUCCUCAUUUUGAGGCAACUGGGACACAACAGUAUGCUGUUAGUCAGCGCUGGCAAUCCAGCAAUAGAGAAGUGCAUUGCACAUUUACAACCUGGUCAGGUCUUAACUCUGACCCGAGGAACAGCUUUAAUGCUGAGAAGAUAAACACAGGGCCCUGGUUCAACAUGGCAUGCUCCUCAUUAAGGAUACAUAGCCCUUGGUUGGGCUAGAGCUAGGGUUAAAGGUUAAGUUAGAGCUGGGAUUCAGGGUUAAGUUAGGGUUAGGAUAGUUAGGUUAAGAUAGAGCUAGUGUUUGGGGUUGAGUUAGGGUUAGGAUAGAGCUAGGAUUUGGGGUUAAGUUAG
Messenger RNA from Gadus chalcogrammus (walleye pollock), 5245 nucleotides. RefSeq names its product TGF-beta activated kinase 1 (MAP3K7) binding protein 2 (gene tab2). Gene Ontology annotation, biological process: positive regulation of protein kinase activity. Gene Ontology annotation, molecular function: K63-linked polyubiquitin modification-dependent protein binding; ubiquitin binding. NCBI's taxonomy places the organism in Eukaryota, Metazoa, Chordata, Actinopteri, Gadiformes, Gadidae. The transcript has 8 exons. The coding region runs from base 392 to 2635 and encodes 747 amino acids. The record is from RefSeq and is a predicted model, not a curated record.